Nicotiana tabacum (common tobacco) is the source of this 2291-nucleotide messenger RNA. RefSeq lists its product as uncharacterized. Gene Ontology annotation, cellular component: GPI-anchor transamidase complex. NCBI's taxonomy places the organism in Eukaryota, Viridiplantae, Streptophyta, Magnoliopsida, Solanales, Solanaceae. Gene Ontology annotation, biological process: attachment of GPI anchor to protein. The record is from RefSeq and is a predicted model, not a curated record.
CAUAUUUACACUGUGAUGCCGGUUGAGGGAGCUCCUAAGGAUUCAACCAUGGCGGAGAUCUCCGAAGCGCCAACUUCCUCCUCUGAUCCACCUAACACUAUGUCGGAAGAGGCAUCAGAUUUCGACCCUAAAACCAUGCGUAAAACUAAGCCUGGAUUGAAGCGUCUAUUUCUCACUCUCACCGUCUUCUUCUCUUUCCUCAUCGCUUUGCCUUUCUUACUAAAAUCAAUCGAAAUUUACCGAGCGCCAUUGCCAUUUGAAGACAUCGAUUUACUAUCAUCAGCAAUGGAGAAGAAUCCAUUGCAAUAUCCUUGCCAAUUUCGAGCAGUUUUUAUAAACUUCGAUGACAUUACUGAUAUAAAUGAGCUAGGGCUUUUGAUCAAUUCUAAUAUGCAAAAGUUGACUACGAAAAUUACUCCAGCUUGUGGCACGUGCGGAAACAAUUAUACCGUGGCAGUAACAGUUGAUUCCAGUUCCAACUGUAUUCAUAGUGAAAGGGAAAAUGUAGGUAAAUGGCAAUGCGGAGCGUUGAAUGGAUUUGAUAAGCUGAACGAUGACGAGGAUUUUGAUGAGUAUUUGGAGUCUGUGUUGGAUAGUAAGAAUAGGAAACUUUAUACGGUUGUGGUGGUGAAGAGGAAUGCGGAUGAGGAGGAGAUGAGAGUUGUUGUUGGAAAAUAUAGGCAUGCUUGGAUUGUAGGAAAAGAUUCUGUGGAGAAAGCUGUUGAGAAGAUGGCGGAGAUUUUUGUCAAAGUGUUUGUGAAUGGUGGGAAGGAAGAAGGAUCAAUUCGUGGGGAAUUCAUGCCAGUAGGUGCAGAUGGCAAGGUCGUGCUUUCAUUCAGUCUUUUGAAUUCUGAUCCGCAUGAUUGGGUUUAUGACUGGGAUUUUCAGGAGUUAGAUGAGAUUCUGCUGGCUCCUGUUGUCGAUGCUUUAAGACCAGUGGCUGAUAUUAGUGUGGAAAGCCAGGUUCUGUAUCAUACUCCAAAGGUUUCAUACUCGUAUUGGGAUGACAAGCAGGGUAGCUAUAUUUUCAGUACAAAAGAUCUUCCUUUCUUUGUAAAUUCAAAUGAAUGGCACUUGGAUACUUCAACAGCAGCUGGAGGGCGGUCAAAAGUCCUGCAUUUUGUGCUAUAUGUGCCAUCUGCAAAAGAGUGCCCUCUAAAGUUGCAGUUUCCAAAUGGAGAGAUAUCCAUGACAAAUGGCUUUAUAUCUCCAAUGUGGGGAGGUAUUAUUGUCUGGAAUCCACCGGCCUGUUCAGAGAAUUUACAAAUUCAACAUCUUCCCAAGCACAAAAUUUCCUCUGAGGACUUGAAGAAGAUAUCUGAAGUUUUCAUGGGACAGCUGCGCCAGCUAUUUGGUCUAAAGUCUGAGAACCAUUAUGUUGGUGCAUUUGCCACAUCUGUACUUUUAACCAGUGCAAAAGGCUUUGCAGAAUGGGAGUUGGAUGUGUUAUCUAGGCAUCACACAUGCUUCAAUCUUCUUCAGUGUGGCACCACCCUUGGAUCUCUCUCUCGAUUGGUUCAAUCCCUUCCCAGGAUGAUCAUCAUGGAUGAAAUAGGGAAACAGGUAAAAUAUUCUCUUGAAGCUGCAAAAUUAUCCCUAAGCAAUGUGUCUUUAGGAUAUUCUGAUGCUUCUGCUGUUUCCUCAAGAAAAGCAAGAGCCUUAGCAGAGGAUGCCUUCUAUCAUCCAUCAAUGAUGUCCGUGAGCUACUACUCAUUUGAGCACUGUUUUGCUGUGUAUUCGCCAUUCUUUCUGCCAGUUUCACUGCAUGUGCUUCUUGCAGUCAUUAGAGAAUGGAGAAGAUAUAAAGUAGAAAACAGAAAGUACCUUGCAUGGAAAGCCAAACUUGAAUAGCAUGUUGGAGUUACAGAUCAACUUCAGCUGGCUUGCAUCCAAAUCUUGAAGAGUAGAAGAACAAAAACUGGUAUGAAAUGGACAAAUGCAAAGGCGGCCACAUUAAAAAGGUUGAGGUUUGACUGGAAAUGACUCCUAUGGUAGUGUACAAGUUCUGGAGAAGUUUUGGAUCCAUAGUUGAGAUAGGUACGACAGCCUGAAGAUUUUGUACAAAAGGUUUCACAAUGAUUAGAUACAGUCACGGGUAUCAUCUAUUUUGGUGCUAGCUUAGUGCCAUGUAUUGCAGUGCAAAGUUUGCUUUGUGCAGGCUCAUUUUUCAUGGCUAAACUUGUAUCUCUGAGAUAAGACAUCAGCUAUCCACGUUCUCUGCCAUAGUGAUGGUGCAGAAAGAAAUCAUUCUGGCUUUAUUUUUAGAAGUUAAAUAAGUGGAUUUUUGCUAU